CCAUAACCCCACAUUCUACCCCUGAUAGUGGAGUAAGCAGUUAUGGACCCAAAGACAUUCCUUUCAGGAAUCGCGAUGGCAGACCAGCUCUUGUGUAUCACAAUAACUUCAUGUGUGAAAAUCUGGAGAUGUGCGACGUUGAUUUGGCGACAUUGGAGAAAGACCUCUAUCUGCUGGUCCUAGAAACGACAGGAAGAACGUUUACAUUUUCUACCAAGUCUGCAGAUAUUGUGAGGAAAUGGUAUAAGGGACUCAAUAAGCUAUUUGAUAUAGAGGUGGAGCUGAAUACUUGUAUUUGGAAUCUCUAGGUUUACAAAACAAUCAAUAUUAGUAAACCCUUUGCAAUUGGACAACGUGAAUGCUUGCUAUUUUUCCACCGAAUAGAGCUUAUGUUGGGAUAUAAAAAACUCGCCUCUCGAGGUGCAAACUCAGAUACCGA
Molecule: messenger RNA, 439 nt
Organism: Owenia fusiformis
Lineage: Eukaryota; Metazoa; Annelida; Polychaeta; Sabellida; Oweniidae
Source: the annotation of a GenBank genome assembly